CUUUGCAUAUGUAAGUACAUCUCGCAUUUGGUGAAGUAAUUGUAGAUUUUUUUUCUCUCCCUUCUUCUUCAAUUACACCGCCGGUCUAACUUUGUUAAAUUGAUUGGUAUUUUUACUCAUGUGGUGAACCAUUCAUGUUACGCUGUUGGGCCUCACAAGACGCGGUUUUUCUAGAUCAUGUCGCUUAAGUCUAGAUCUAUGCUCUACUUAAGCUAACGAUUCAUUGACGCUUGUCUCUUGGUUGGUUAAACCUUCAGGACGAAUCGGAUUUUUAUAUAUACAUUGGUCGAGCUAUAUUAUAUUGAUUUGUGCGGAUGGCAUCCCGGCUUUGAUUAGUUGAUUGGAUUCGUGCUGGAUGUUGGUACGAGGUUCUUGGGUUUUAAUUUUUUGUUUUGAAGAGACUGAUACAAUAUGUCGCGAACUACUGACUCGCUGACUUUUCCGACGGCGAUGCAUUCUUCUGGAAGCGGCCACGGGGGAACGAAUGAACCCGGAGGGGCGGGAGCCGCAGCCGGUCCGUCGUCGAACGGAGGAGUUCGGCGUUGGGCGAGGUCGCUCUUGCCGUCGCGCAAUGCCGCCGACUAUUACCAUGGCAGUCGCUCCGGCGCUAAUAGUAGGAGCUAUAAAGCUGAUAGCUGGUGGAAGAUACACUUCUUCCGCGGUAUGAUCAACGAUCUGCGUCGCCGUGCACCAUAUUAUUGGAGCGACUGGCUUGAUGCUUGGGAUUACCGUGUCGUGCCGUCGACAGUAUACAUGUACUUUGCUAAUAUUCUACCCGCAUUGGCUUUCUCAUUGGAUAUGUUCACGAAGACGAAUAUGCAAUAUGGCGUGAAUGAAGUAUUGCUGGCGUCUGUUCUUGGUGCGGUGGUUUUCUCUAUAUUGGCGUGCCAACCGUUGGUGAUUGUGGGAGUUACAGGUCCUAUUACGGUGUUUAACUACACGGUUUAUGAUAUUAUGAGGCCUACGGGAACUAACUACCUGGCAUUCAUGUGUUGGAUUGGACUGUGGUCUCUCGUAUUCCACUGGAUUCUCGCCGUCACCAACUCGGGUAACUGGCUGCGCUAUGUGACACGGUUCCCCUGCGAUAUUUUCGGCUUCUACGUCGCUUUUAUAUACCUGCAGAAGGGCAUCCAGGUGCUUGAACGUUUCGGCGACCAGGCCCCUUUUUACCUCUCCCUCGCAGUGGCCCUGCUCGUCUUCAUGAUUGCGUACGCCUGCGGUGAACUCGGCGGGUCCCCCUUAUUUCGCCAUCCUGUGCGUGUCUUCCUAAAGGACUACGGUACCCCUCUUACUGUUGUCUUCUUUACUGGAUUCGUGCACCUUGGACGCAUGAAGACAGUUGAGCUAGAGAGGCUACCUACUACAGCUGCUUUCUUUCCUACGGCUGAUAGGGGCUGGCUUGUUCGGUUUUGGGAUAUUGAUGUUGGUGACAUAUUCAUUGCUAUUCCAUUUGCUGUCUUGCUCACGAUAUUGUUUUAUUUUGACCACAAUGUAUCCUCCCUCAUAGCCCAAGGCACUGAGUUCCCUCUCCGCAAACCCGCCGGUUUCCACUGGGACCUGUUCCUCCUAGGCCUAACCACAGGCGUCGCCGGCAUCCUCGGUCUCCCCUUCCCAAAUGGGCUCAUCCCCCAAGCCCCAUUUCACACCGAAUCCCUCUGUGUGACAAAAGUCGAAGCCGACACCGAAGAAACCAACGGCGAAGCCAAGGGUCACUACGUGCUCAAACGAACACACGUAGUAGAACAACGCGUGUCAAACCUAGCGCAGGGCCUUCUAACCCUAGGAACCAUGACCGGCCCUCUCCUCAUCGUCCUCCAUCUAAUCCCACAAGCCGUGCUAGCAGGUCUAUUUUUCAUAAUGGGAUACCAAGCCCUCGAAGGCAACGGCAUAACCGCUAAAAUCCUAUUCCUCCUCCGCGACCGCACCCUCACACCUGCCGGUCACCCGCUUUCCCGUAUUCCGCGGCGGUCGGCGGUCUGGGCGUUCGUGGCGGUUGAGUUAUUAGCUUUUGGCGCUACGUUUGCGAUUACGCAGACGGUGGCUGCGGUCGGGUUUCCGGUCGUUAUUUUGGCGUUGAUUCCGGUUAGAGCGUUGGUUUUGCCUAGGUUGUUUACGCGGUUCGAGUUGGGGAUCUUGGAUGCGCCGACGGCGAGCCCGUUUACGAUGGAGAGUGUGGGCGGUUCGUAUGCGGCGGCUGCGGCUGCUCCUGCUGGUGGCGAUGUGCAGGAGGUUGUUCGGGGCGGGGUUGUUGAGGGUGGGAGUGGGAGUGAGGAGGUACUCGCUGAGGAGGGACGGGGUCGUGCGGUCGAGGAUGUAGGACCGUAUGGGGAGAUUGAGAUGGGUCGGCUGGGUGUUAGUCGGAGAGGUCAGGCGAGUCGGAGUGUUGCUCGGGAGGAGAGCGAGUGAAACUUAGUAUGAACGUUCGCAUGUAAUGUCUUGAAAACUGGGCAGUAGGUAUCAAUCCUCUCCAGAGCGGCCUACAUUAGACGGUGGUAUUGUAGAUAGAAUUCAGGAUACAUAGAAUCAAAGGGAGACUGCAAAUACCUG
Molecule: messenger RNA, 2547 nt
Organism: Hypoxylon trugodes
Lineage: Eukaryota; Fungi; Ascomycota; Sordariomycetes; Xylariales; Hypoxylaceae
Product: HCO3 transporter family-domain-containing protein
Exons: 4
Coding region: 412-2406 (664 amino acids)
Biological process (GO): monoatomic ion homeostasis; monoatomic anion transport; transmembrane transport
Cellular component (GO): plasma membrane; fungal-type vacuole
Molecular function (GO): borate efflux transmembrane transporter activity; solute:inorganic anion antiporter activity
Source: RefSeq, a predicted model, not a curated record